AUGGCUCGCCUUAGCAACGUCGCUGUCGUUGUUCCCCUUCCUUCCUUCGACAUAGAUCCCCUCAGGAACUUCGACGAAGGGUUCUUCGACCGUACUGUUGAUUCCAUCCUCUCUGAGGAAGUGAGCAUCGAAGAAUCGCAUGAUGAAACGACGGACAAAAUGGCGGACAAUACCGGCAUCUCGAGUUCAUAUGGAAAUGACGGCGCGUCAGACCCCAUAAGUGAUGAUCGUCGUAGCAAAGUGACCAAGUCGCCGCAUUUUUCCACCCCAUCGGCCACUACACCUGCGGAGGCGAGACAACGGAAGUUGAAGUCGUCCUCUAGGAUCAGGAAAAACGUCACGGUGGAUGAUCUCAAUACCGAUGAUGACGAUCUUCCGCAAACUCAUUCCGAGGAAGCUAUCGAGAUUGAGCCGGGCGAUAAACCUGCUGCACCUAUCGACAACACCAAUUCUGACGAAAAGGUGGUUGUUGAGAACGAAGGCACGACUGAAGACAUGAUUUUCGCCUCUGUAGAUCCAGAAAAGCAGAUUGAAGUACUGCAGUUUAUUGCAUCACAUUCGUUCAUGACGAGUCAAUCCCAACCCGUCCGACGUUCAGCCAGGCUAAAAUUCACCGGCCAAGUCCGCGAGAUCGCUGCGAAAGCCGGGCUAGACGAGGCGGGCAUUGAUGCAUUGAUCCAACUUGUUCGAAAGACUUAUCUUGAAGACCGGGGGAUUCCAGUAUCCGAAGAUGCCGGCUCAGCGUUUGGGGAUGAAGUCCAUGGCGAGGAAGGUUCACGCCCCAAGAGCUCGAAACGCAAACGGACCAGGAGCAGCUUGGAUCACCCGGAGGACAAGGAAAUCAAGAAAAACAAGAAGAGUCAGAAGGAUAAGCACAGACGUCACAGUCAUGAUGGUGUUCCGCAUGAUGAGCUGGCCGUGGCUGUGGAAGCACCGGUCCCAACAGAGGUUCCAGCAGAGGUCCCAGCCGAAGGCAAGGCCGAGGUUUUGGCUCCGGUAGAUGAGCCGAUGCAUGAGCAGGACGACACAUUCGAUAUUCCGAAUAUGUCUACCAAGGCUACGCCGGGCAGCCCCAGUACAUCAUCCUUGAUUGUUGACUUGACCCAAUCUCCGCCCCCUGAGGAGGGAAAUACUCCCCUUGACGUGUCAGCUGAAGCAGGUUCGGUUGAUGCUCCGUCAACUUCGAAUUCUGAGCAAGCAGUAUCACAUGAGCAAAAGCGAUCGAAACGCCGUGCGUCGAUCAAUGAGUCGCGAAAAGAGAAGAACAAGCGCAAACGCGAACGCAGAAAGGAGCGCAAAAAGCGCGUCAGCUUAGGUGUACAGACAGGUCGACAAGAGGAGUCCGUCGACACAGAAGAACACGUCGUGCCUUCUACUCCACCAAAAUCUCCAGAAAACCCACAGAGGCUUAAUGAUAAUAUGAGUUCAAGUGAUGAGGUUCAGUCAAAGUAUUUUCUGGGAGUUCACAAAACCGAAGUCGUUCGGCCAAGGAAAAGGCAGAGGAUGUUGUCUUCACUACAUGCUACAUCGCUCCCCCUUGAAACCCAAGAGCUAUUAAAAGAGAUGAAUUUGCCCCCGGAGUUCUUGUCUUCGGAUUCUUCCCUAACUGAUGCGAGUGAUUGUGAUUCCGAUUGGGAAGAUCUAUCUGAUCACUCUUCCAAUCCUCAUGUCAAGUUGUCGCCGCCCAAAAGCCCCCGUCAUGUGUCCGAAUCUCCAGAUAUCAACCCCCAGACCCCUGUUAAAAACGUCUCUUUCCUUGUUCCAGAACCAAUCAAGACUCCACAGAUCAGAGCCCCGAAGCUUUCUCCUUACUUUCCACGUGUGCAAGUCGACCCUGAAUCUUGUCUUCCAUUCCCCCCAAUCGACGCACCUUCUUUUGGACUUAUCCAGGAACAGCUUGCGCAUGACCCCUUUCGUUUACUCAUUGCAACCAUCUUUCUCAAUCGUACCCGGGGUGGAGUCGCCCUACCUGUCUUGUUCAAAGUCUUUGAACGAUACCCCACAAUCGAGGCGAUGGCAGAAGCAGAAUCUUCGGAAUUGGUAUCGAUGAUCAACUGUCUGGGAUUUCAAAAUCAACGCGCAAGGAAAUGCAUCACACUCGCCAAAACCUGGUUGUCCAACCCCCCGGAUAAACGCAAAAGAUACCGCAAGCUCCACUACCCGCAAAAGCUGGACGGCCGAAACGUUGGUCGCGAAGAAUGUAUUGACGAAGAAGACCUGCGUGUCGGUUGGGAGAUCGCACAUCUCCGGGGCAUUGGAGCCUAUUCCCUUGAUAGCUGGCGAAUCUUCUGUCGUGAUGAGUUGCGCGGCAAGGCCUCUGACUGGAAAGGGACGAAUGCCACCGAGGUGGGGUUUGUGCCGGAAUGGAAAUGUGUUCUGCCACAGGACAAGGAGUUACGCGCCUAUCUUACUUGGAUGUGGCUCAAGGAGGGAUGGGUUUGGGAUUACAACACGGGUGAUUUGACGGCUGCGAGUGACAAGACGAUGAGAGCUGCGCAAUAUGGCGGGGUUGCUCGUGAGGAAGAAGGGAAUUGGGUGCUCGAGACAUCUCCAAUAAAGGCUGGGAAUGGCUUGCAUGCGGAUUGA
Messenger RNA from Penicillium bovifimosum, 2586 nucleotides. RefSeq names its product putative pre-mRNA splicing factor. NCBI's taxonomy places the organism in Eukaryota, Fungi, Ascomycota, Eurotiomycetes, Eurotiales, Aspergillaceae. The record is from RefSeq and is a predicted model, not a curated record. Gene Ontology annotation, molecular function: catalytic activity; DNA binding. Gene Ontology annotation, biological process: base-excision repair. Gene Ontology annotation, cellular component: nucleus. Bases 1 to 2586 code for a protein of 861 amino acids. The transcript has 4 exons.